Parnassius mnemosyne (clouded apollo) is the source of this 249-nucleotide messenger RNA. NCBI's taxonomy places the organism in Eukaryota, Metazoa, Arthropoda, Insecta, Lepidoptera, Papilionidae. The record is from the annotation of a GenBank genome assembly.
AUGUAUGCCGUGGCAAUACUAUAUACACAGGAGAGAAGAUUAGUCGUCGCCUCGGUCUACAUGCCGGAGGAAGACACUCUUCUCCCUCAUGACCUCGUGAGGCUGGUGAACUUCUGCGAGAAGACCGGACUAGACGUUGUGAUCGGGACGGACUCCAACGCGCAUUAUCAGAGGGUCUGGGGAAUGGAAAGACCGAAUGAACGAGUUCCAAGAUCUUCUCGUCAGUGCUCAGGAUGCGUGCGUUAUUAG